CGUACGCCUAUGCAAAUAUUUGUCUCGUUUUUUCAUCGAAACAAGGUGAUGGCCGAACUGACAUUUUAUUACGAUGUUGUUUGCCCGUUUGCUUACGUAGCUAGUCGUCUAAUUGAGCGUAUAGCUGAGCAAUGUGCGGCAAAAAUCCAUUGGACACCUGUAUUGUUGAAUGCUUUGUAUAAGGCAAAUGAAUCACAAUCGCCCAUGGUUAAUAGCUGCAAUGCGAAAAAAAUUAUUCUUCGUCAACAAUUUGCAAGAAUGGUUCAGCGAUUCAACGUUCCGAUCAAUCCACCAGAAUCCUAUCCUGCUAACAGCCUGUCUGCAAUGAGACUUUUGGCUGCAACUUCUUGUGAUUCAAAGUUACGAGUAAGCUUAACACAUGCCCUGUUUUCAUCCUACUGGAUUGAAAAUAAAGAUAUUACAAAUGGUGAAGUACUACAAAAAAUUACUCAGAUAAUUGGCUGGAAUGUGGAUGUACAAGACAUCAUUGCUAAGAGUGGAACAGUAUUAUUGAUGAAAAAUACAGAGGAUGCAUUAGAAAAUGGUGCCUUUGGUGUACCAAGUUUUGUUGUGAAUGGUAAACUGUUUUGGGGAGUGGAUAACUUACAUUUUGUUGAACGUGAAUUAGGUGGAAAGAGUGCAUCUCCCCCGCGACUCACUGAACCACCGAAGACACCCCAAUCUGUUAACCUGACAAUUUAUUAUGAUCUUGGAAGCCCAUGGAGUUUUUUAGGAUCAACACAGUUAGAAAAUCUAAUAAAGGUUGUUAAACCAGUAAACGUAACAAUUGAAUCUCUGCCUAUUGUGGUUGGCUCCUUGUUCAAGCAAAUUGGAACACCUAUUGUUCCAAUGAGGCAUUUCAGUGCUGCAAAACUUGCUUACCUGACAAAGAGUCUUAAUGAUUGGUGCACAUUACAUGGUAUCAAAGGUUUUAAGUUUCCAUCAAAUUUUCCAUUAAAAACUGUUUUACCAAUGCGUUUGUUGCUGGCUAGCAGAAAUGAUAGUGAACUUCAGGCUGCAUUAUAUAAAGCUGCUUGGAUUGAGGAUAAGGAUAUUGGUGAUGUUGAGAUCUUAAGAGAGAUUUUGCACAAAGUUGGCUUUGAUGCUGACAAGAUGUUUGACAAUGCUCAACAACAAGAUAUCAAAGAUCAACUUCGAGCAAACACUGACAGGGCUGUUAAAGCUGGUGUAUGUGGUGUUCCUAGCUAUCAGGUUAAUAAUGGUGCAAUCAUUUGGGGACAAGAUCGUUUGAAUAUUGUUGCUGAUUUGCUCUGUGGUUGGAAGGAUCCGUUGGAAGAACAAAUGAAUAGCAAAUUAUAAUCAAAAUGUAAGUGACCUGCCAACCUUAGACUAGAAAAUCAGAAGGUAGGAUAUUUAAUAAUUUGUGGUAAUAAGUGGAGAUAUAGAUUCCUUUGUUGGCUGCCAAGAACUCAGAGCCUCAAGACUGUUGGUCGAGUCGUGAAACAAUUGGUCGAGCGCAUUGCGCAUGUGCAAUGAUUUAUCGUGCAUUUUGAGGACAACCAUAGAUAGACAUUACACCGUGACAAAGAAAAAAUCGCUUACAUGUAAACCGUAGACAACAAAACAAAAAGUGAUUAUUUACCCGUAGCUUGUGAUGAGUUUUAUUAAAAAUGUUUUUAUUUGCCAUGAA
Xenia sp. Carnegie-2017 is the source of this 1651-nucleotide messenger RNA. RefSeq lists its product as uncharacterized. Gene Ontology annotation, cellular component: peroxisome; mitochondrion. The record is from RefSeq and is a predicted model, not a curated record. NCBI's taxonomy places the organism in Eukaryota, Metazoa, Cnidaria, Anthozoa, Malacalcyonacea, Xeniidae. The transcript is spliced from 11 exons. Gene Ontology annotation, molecular function: glutathione transferase activity; glutathione peroxidase activity; 2-hydroxychromene-2-carboxylate isomerase activity. Gene Ontology annotation, biological process: naphthalene catabolic process; glutathione metabolic process. Bases 10 to 1320 code for a protein of 436 amino acids.